Messenger RNA from Acanthochromis polyacanthus (spiny chromis), 1847 nucleotides. RefSeq lists its product as uncharacterized. The transcript has 6 exons. NCBI's taxonomy places the organism in Eukaryota, Metazoa, Chordata, Actinopteri, Pomacentridae. The record is from RefSeq and is a predicted model, not a curated record. Gene Ontology annotation, molecular function: nucleic acid binding. Bases 782 to 1738 code for a protein of 318 amino acids.
AAAGAUUAGCCUCUACAUUGGCACAUCAGUCUUGAGGACCAGAGGACCAGAGAGAGAGUUAUUUAACCAUUUAUUUCUUCUGCUUUAAGCUGGUUGUCUCAUAGAUGAUGAUGGUGCUAAGGACACAUGGAAUAAAUUGAGACAAUAAAUAUCAAAAGUAGGUGUUAUCAAACACAUCAAAACACAAUAAGUGAAGAGUCCGCCUUAACUCGCUCAAAAAUGCAUCCGAAGUAUCAACCAGCAGGAACUCAGCAGAGUAGUGCAGGUGUUACGCUUCUUAAAAGAAGGAUGUCUUCUAAGGUGUAACAAAUUUAUUGUGAUUCAAAUCCUGCACAGAAACAUAUUAAACAUAUCAGUAACAGCUGAUGGACAGCGUUGACAGAACAGCUGAUGGACAGCGUUGACAGAACAGCUGAUGGACAGCGUUGACAGAACAGCUGAUGGACAGCGUUGACAGAACAGCUGAUGGACAGCGUUGACAGAACAGCUGAUGGACAGCGUUGACAGAACAGCUGAUGGACAGCGUUGACAGAACAGCUGAUGGACAGCGUUGACAGAACAGCUGAUGGACAGCGUUGACAGAACAGCUGAUGGACAGCGUUGACAGAACAGCUGAUCAGCUUAUUCUGUGCCUUGCACAAUCACUGCCUGCAAUAUUCUACACUUCAAAGCGGCCGCGCCCCCUGAUGGCCAUUCUCUGUAACUGCACAGACUUAACUGACUGCCGCAGGAGCAGAUUGAGAAAUAGUCCUGUAAUACAGGAGCACAGUAUGGAAGGCGAAUGAUGACUGGUUACCUGUCUUCAAAAGGAAUCCAAGCAUCUGAGGGACGUGUUGGUAGUGUCUUGAGACAAGUUAACCAACCAUAUCAUGCUGAUCGUUGUCUGAGAUUGAGGAACCUGAAUCCAGUGCCGUACAGUGCUGAAUACAUGGGUCACAAACUGCACUUGGAUCAAAAUGAAAAGCUGGUGAUGUUUGGGGUGACACAUGUCCUCGCUGUAGAUGGUUUCUCCAGCAAAAUUGUCAGCCAUUCAACAAUGCCUGUCAAAAACAACCUGACAAUAUAUCAAGAGGUGUUCAGAAAUGCGGUCCUGCAGUACGGCAUGUGGGACCAGAUCCGUGUAGACCACGGAAAAGAGUUCUACUUGACCCUCUUCAUGCAGGAGAAACUGGCAAGCCACAGAAAUAACACAGUGAGGCAGCCAUAUUUGCAAACGGCGUCAACACAGAAUCAUAUUGUUGAAAGGAUGUGGGCAGAAGUCAACAACAGAGUGAACUACCCACUGAAAACGGCUCUCCUCCAGCUCGUAGACCAGGAGGAACUUGACAUGGAGGACAACGUGACACGAUACUGUGUCUCCACACUCACAUGUCAGGUAGCAGAGCUUGGACUUGGUCGGAUGGUGCAGUCCUGGAAUGCACACAGGAUCCAAGGAAAAGGUUUUCCAAAUCAACUGGCUCUGGGUGGAUGCCCAAAGAAACUGCCGGCAGAUUGUUUGCCAGAGGCUGCAGAAGCUGCACAAGCUUACCGCCAGGAAGUGGGGUCAUCGCUGACGCAAGUCUCCCUUUUUGGGAGAAACCCAUUCUCCACAGCUGAACAACAAACAGCAGCUGAAAAUGAAUUUGCACAGCAAUACUUGGACAUUUCUGUGCUCUACGACAAUGCUGUGAACAACAAUCCGACCAGUUAUCAAAGCGGGAUCAAGGACCUCAUCAACAUUGUAAAGAGAUAUGUGUAGAGAGAUCUGAAACGUCACCAACAUUUUUGUAACAUAAUGUUCUUCAUAUAUUUUUAUUUUUUCUGACUUUGUUUUUGUUAUUCUUGUAUUAAAGACUGUUGUUUUUUCA